Apis cerana (Asiatic honeybee) is the source of this 1616-nucleotide messenger RNA. It is a transcript of the gene Naxd, whose product is annotated as NAD(P)HX dehydratase. Gene Ontology annotation, biological process: metabolite repair. Lineage: Eukaryota; Metazoa; Arthropoda; Insecta; Hymenoptera; Apidae. Gene Ontology annotation, molecular function: ATP-dependent NAD(P)H-hydrate dehydratase activity. The record is from RefSeq and is a predicted model, not a curated record.
UGUAUUAAUAUUUAUUACGUACAUAUAAUAUAUAUAUAUAUUAAAUUAUUAUUGCUCAAUUUAUUUUCUGUAUUUUUCGAGUUUUUAUUUCUCAUUAAAUAUAGGAAAGGAUAAAUACAGAAAUUUUUUUUAUUUAAACACUAAUACUACUAAAACUACUGGCGCUGAAAUGACAAUCGUUUUUCAAAACUUUUAAUAGUACAUUUGUUUAUAUUUUCGUAUUAUUUCACUAAAAAUUUUCGUUUUUUGUUAUACUAUUUCUUUUCCAUUUUAUAUAAGAAUAGAAAUCUAGAAAAUAUUUAAAAAAUCUAUUUAUUUAAUUUUUUACACAUAAAAACAGAAAAUAUGUGUAUUUUCAUACAUUUGAUAUAGGUUAGAGGUUAUCUAUUUUUUUAUCUCAUUAUGUAGUCAUUCUUGUUCGAUUUCUUCUGAAUUAAUAUUUAAUAAACAACGGCUGUGUUGUACAAAUCUUCAAUUAUAUAUUAAAAACAUUACAGGAAUUCAAACAAGUUUCCAUUAGUUUCCAUCAUGUCUACAACAGUAUCAAAUGAUGAACGUAUGUUAAAAGGAAUAAGAAGAGUAAUUCCAAAUUUGAAUAAUACCAAAUAUAAAGGUCAAGAUGGUCGAAUUGGUAUAUUUGGUGGUAGUCUUGAAUAUACUGGUGCACCAUAUUAUGCAGCAAUGAGUGCACUCCGCACUGGAUGUGAUUUAGUGCACAUAUUUUGCGUAAAAGAUGCAAGCUUUCCUCUGAAAGCAUUUAGCCCAGAACCUAUUGUUCAUCCAGUUUUAGAUCAAUAUGAUGCAAUUAAACAAAUAAGACCAUGGCUUGAUCGUUUACAUAUAAUUAUUAUUGGACCAGGUCUUGGUAGAGAUGAUAAAGUAUUUAAAAUAAUUGUUGAAUUAAUUUCAAUUUGUCGUGAUAUGAAAAAGCCAUUGGUAAUUGAUGCAGAUGGCUUAUUUUUGAUUAGCCAGAAACCUGAUAUAAUAAAAGAAUAUCCAGGUGCUGUCCUUACUCCUAAUGCAAUGGAAUUCAGUCGUCUUGUUAAAGGAGUACUUGAUAAAAAUGUUCAACCUACACCAAUGGUUAAAGCAAAUGAUGUUAAACAUUUAGCCGAUGCACUUGGGAAAAAUGUAAUAGUUUUACAUAAAGGAGCAAAGGAUGUAAUUGCAGAUGGACAUAAAGGUACAGAAGCUGUGUCAUGUGGAUUAGCUGGUUCUGGACGAAGAUGUGGAGGUCAAGGAGAUUUAUUGUGUGGAGCAUUAGCUGUAUUUUGGUGGUGGGCUAUUUGUGCAGGAAAUAAUGAAAGUGCUUUGUCUCCACCAAUAGCUGCAAGUUAUGCUGCAAGUAGAUUAGUGAGAGAAUGCAAUUCAUCUGCAUAUAAAUUAAAGCAAAGGGGAAUGCUAACAACUGAUAUAUUGGAACAAAUACAACCUGUUUUUGCCAGAAUUUUUGAGACUCAUUUUAACAAGUGAGCUAUUUAGUUAAAGUGACUAUUAUACAUGAUUUUGAUGGAUUUUACAUAAAACACAAUUAUUUUUAUUAAAAAAUUUUGUAUAUAAGAUUUUUUAUGUAUACGUUGUACAGAGCAAUUAAUAAUAACAGAUAAUUAUAUUGA